AAUGUAAGACAUAGAAUAAGAAAGAUAAAGAAAAUAAGACUUAUUAAUUUCAUAAAUAGUGGAUGCUGGAUAUGAUACUAUUGCAUUCUAGGUGUAUUGUGAAUAAAUAAAGUAAAAUGGUAGUUAAGAUAUUGAUUUAUGGACAUUUGAAGAAUUACAAAAAACUAUUCAAGACUUCAUCAAAAAAGAAGAGUAAAUUAUAUAAUAAAGUAUUUAGUUAAAAAGAGGUUGAAAAACCAUCUAUUUAAUAAAAUACAAAUACACAAUUUUAGAUUUAGAAAAUUUAAGAUGAUAGCAACUUUAUUACAGAAGUAGAAUGUUAAAACCCAGGAAGAACAAAAUUAACUGAUUAUAUAAUGGAAAAUACACAUAAAGUAUUAUAUGAUUUUUAUUAAAAGUAAGUGGAAAUAAUAAUGAGUGAAUAUAUAAGUAAAUCUGAUGGCAUCAUUUCAUCAUAUAUAUCAUUUAAAAUUGAGACAAAACCAAUUGGAUGGAUUGUAAAUAGAAGAUUUACUGAUUUUCUUAAAUUAAGAGAUAUUUUAGUAAUGACGUACCCAUGUCAUUUAGUUCCUCCUAUUCCUGGAAAGAAAUUGUAUAUAUUAUAUAUAUACAAUAGGAAAUAAUAGACAGGUGCAGCUUAUUUAGAAAAACGUAUGAGAAUUAUGGAAUUAUUUUUAUAGAAUUGCUUAUAUCAUCCAUUAUUUAAGACUCAUCCUUUAUUUUCUGACUUUUUAGAAAUUAAUGAUGAUGCCAAAUUAAAAGAGAAAUUCAAUUAAUAUGAAAGAUAGAAGGGACCAUCUAAACCAUAAGAAUAUACAAUGAUAAAUGGUUCUUGUGUUUUAGAGAUUUCUAAUGAGUUAUAAAAUUACUCAAAUUCUUUAAGUGAUUAUUUAAAGAAUUCAUAAGAUAUAUAUAAAAAGACUGGAAAUAAUUUUAGUAAAUUAUGCACAGAUUUAGAAAAUCUUACUAAUACAUUAACUGCAAUUACAGAAAAUUUUAAUACUUUAGAUAAACUUACAGAUGGUUUUAUUAAAUAAACUAAAUCUUAAGGUGCAAUAGAAUAAAUAUAAUUUGUUUAUUAAGAAUUAUCAAAGUUUGUGACAGGAUGGUAAUAUGGAGUCAAUUUUUAAAUGAAGAAUGUUAAAGUAAUUAAAAAGUAUAUAAUUAGGAAAACUUUUAUGAAUUCUUUAGAUAUCAUAAAAAGAUGUAAUCAUCUGCUUAUGAUUAUUUAUAGAGCAAGAAUUAAUUGCAAUAGAAAUAUCAGAAUUUGAAAAAUAAAGUGAAUGAAAAAAAGGAGUAAUUAUAUAUUAAAGGUGAUCCUACAAAAUGGGAAUUACCUCCUGAUAUUCCCAAGACUCUUAAAGAAUUAUAAUUUAAUAAGGGAGAAGCUUUUAAAUAUAUGUUACCUAAUGAAACUAAGUAAGUAAGUGAAAUAAGGGAAAUGUAUGCAUUUAUGAAUCAUUAAUUGCAAGAGGAAAUAAAUUAAAUGAUAGACUUUAGGAUCAAAGUUUAUGCAAAGAAAUUUGUUAGGAUGGGAUAAAUGAGAGCUUUAGAAACUGCUAAGUUUCAUCACAUAUUAGCAAAUUUCUUAUAGGUUUUGGCUGAAAUGUAAGGAUCCACAACAGGGCAGAUGUAUAAUAGAAGAGCUAGUGUAUUUAUAGAUAAGAGAUAUGAUUAAUUUUUUGGGAUAAUACCAAAAUGAC
Messenger RNA from Paramecium pentaurelia, 1703 nucleotides. The record is from the annotation of a GenBank genome assembly. Lineage: Eukaryota; Ciliophora; Oligohymenophorea; Peniculida; Parameciidae.